AUGACAACAAGUCAUCAUACAUCACACUCUGAAGAUGUAUCUCAUACAACACUCAAUGUACAUUAUGAUGAUGAUGUUAGAUCAUUUACAACGUCGAUUGCUAGUCGAUCAUCUGUAUCAACAAUUCGAUCUGGUUCAACAACUACAGAAGUAGGUCAAGAACAAAUCGAUCAAAUACGUGAUGCAUUUGCUGUGUUUGACAAAGAAAUGACAGGUUCAAUUACAACAGAACAAUUUAGUAAAGUUCUCGAAGAUCUUGGAUAUAAUGUUCCUGAAAGUGAACUAAGUACAUUUAUCAAUCAACUUGAUAUUGAUAAAUCAGGAACUAUUGAAUUUGAAGAAUAUCUUAGUUUUAUGUUAACAUUUAUUAAGAAAAAUGUUACAACAGAAGAUAAUCUCAAAGAUGCUUUUAAUCUAUUCGAUCAAAAUGAUGAUGGUUUUAUUGAAGCAAAAGAUUUACGAGAAAUUAUGACAAAUCUAGGUGAAAAAAUUACAGAUGAAGAUAUUGAUGAAAUGAUUCGUGAAGCUGAUAUUGAUAAAGAUUUUAAAGUUAAUUUUUAUGAAUUUCAACGAAUUAUGAGUUUUAGAUGA
Molecule: messenger RNA, 591 nt
Organism: Rotaria sordida
Lineage: Eukaryota; Metazoa; Rotifera; Eurotatoria; Philodinida; Philodinidae
Source: the annotation of a GenBank genome assembly